Drosophila takahashii is the source of this 1385-nucleotide messenger RNA. RefSeq names its product mesoderm induction early response protein 1. Lineage: Eukaryota; Metazoa; Arthropoda; Insecta; Diptera; Drosophilidae. Gene Ontology annotation, biological process: negative regulation of transcription by RNA polymerase II. Gene Ontology annotation, cellular component: nucleoplasm. The record is from RefSeq and is a predicted model, not a curated record. Gene Ontology annotation, molecular function: transcription corepressor activity; histone deacetylase binding.
CGCUCUGGCCGCUGCCACAUUGUGUGUGUACGGAAAGGAAAAUGAUGGAGUUCGGGAAAUCGUCGGAUCACUCCCAGCACAGCGCCUCGGAGGCGUCGGCGGACUCCGGCAGCCUGAGCCUGGCAAACAGCGACCUGGCCGUGACGCCCACCAAAAGGGAGCGCCGCAAGUCGCCGGCCACCAGUUCGGACAAUACCAGCACCAGCGUCCAGCCGCCCAUGUCGCCGAGUUCCUCGGUGGCCGACACCACCUUUGAGCCCACCAUCGACAUGAUGGUCAACGACUUUGACGACGAGGCCACGCUGAACGAAGAGGAGGCGCUGGCGGAUAUGGAGGCGCACAGCGCCGAGGACGAGAUAGCCACGCUGCGGGAGGAGAGCGAGAUGCCCAUCGAGGAGCUGCUGGCCAAAUAUGGCGGAUCGGCUGCUUCGCCGGCGGUCAGCAGCUCCAAUCGCUCCGGCAGCAGUUCCCGGCGGGCGCGUCGGGCCACCAAGCGCCAGUACCAGGAACUGGACACGGAGAUGGCCCACACAUCCACCUCCACCUCGAGCAGCGCCUCGCAACUAGAGAAACACGACAGCUUGGAGCAGGAGCAGGAACAGAAGGAAUUUCCGGACAAGCUGACAUCUCCGCUAGAAACAGGAGAAGCUUCAUCCAUGGACACAGAGGAAGCACCACCGUCUGAGGGCUCCAAGAAGCAGCAUCGCUCCCACUUGCUGGACCUGUACCCCGAUGAAUCCUUCGCCGAUUUGGCGCCCACCGGCGUCGAGGAAACCGAAAGAUUCACUCCACUGCAAACGCUGUUCGAUGAAGUGGAGGCCGAGGAGGAGGAGGAAAGCGAAUCCGAGAUGGACGAUGCCCGCAAGAUCAUCAUGGUGGGCCACGACUAUCAGGCGGAGAUUCCCGAGGGACUCUCGCAAUAUGGCGACAUAUUGCCCUACGAGAACGAGGAUCAGUUGAUCUGGGAGCCCAGCCAAGUCAGCGAACGCGAGGUGGAGGAAUAUCUGGCCAAGAUCCAGGAGACGCGGUCAAUAGUUCCGCCAGAAGGUGGUGCAGAAGCGGCGGUCGGUGAAGAAGCUGCUCCUGAAGCACCUGCUCCUGCUCCCACUCCGGCCACGCCGCCAAAGGCCCCGUCAGGCGAUCAGGAUCUAGUAGUGAAGGACAACGAACAGGCGCUCCAUCUGCUCGUCCAGUGCGGCUACGAUUUCAAGGAGGCUUUGCGCCGCAAGCGCAUGAACGUCCUGCCCCUCAGCGACACCAUGAGCAGCUGGUCCGAGGACGAGUGCCUCAAGUUCGAGGAGGGCAUCCAGCGAUUCGGCAAGGACUUCUAUCAGAUACGCCAGAACCAGGUAAAGGACCGUCUCUCGCCAGCCGAUCGCCCCUAG